Cooperia oncophora is the source of this 906-nucleotide messenger RNA. The record is from the annotation of a GenBank genome assembly. Lineage: Eukaryota; Metazoa; Nematoda; Chromadorea; Rhabditida; Trichostrongylidae.
AUGCGCUCGACCAGUGAGAAUGCUGGCUCCCGAGAUUUGUCCCAAUCGUCUGUGACGGCAUCGUCUCUGACCGCUUCAACACAGAUUCAGCCCAAAACCCAGACGUUACCGGCCGGAUUUUCUCCCAGUACACAGAUCCAGAUCGGUAAAGACGGUCGUGUGCGUCCUGUGGUUGGUAAUCGCCGAGCGGCAAACUGGGCUUCAGCCUAUGAAACCACGUUUCCAGCGAAUUCUGGCCCAGUGACCACAACCAAGAUGCAUCCACUCAGUGAAGAGGAAGAACGGCAAUGGGCCAAGUCCGUCGACCGCUCUGACGUCGUGCUACAAUUCGUCGAUCAUCGCCGAAAUAAAAUUCGACGAUAUGUCGCCGAAGUGGCCGCUCGAUUCCCCCAUUCCAAUCAGUGUACCGCGCUGGAGGGACUUCAAAAAGUAACGCAAGUUUUUGUUUGGGACUUGAGGGCGCGACUUAAGGACGCUUUCACGCUGAUCAUUGGAGAUGGCUCAAAGCAUCGAAUGAUCGUGCAUUUCUCCUGCCAAGUUCAUAGUGCCUAUUGCGCAUUCCACGAUGACUAUAUGUUUGCUUUCAAAACAAAAUUUGCUCCUGUUUGGUUACAUUUGAUGUUUCUGCAGAUGCAAUCGACGUCGAUCGAGAAUGGUUGCGGUGUGGUGUCGCAAUCCUCGGCUCCGUUUCUGACGUUGGCUCGAUGCUGGGAAUGCCUUCCGGCACGGAUCACUAAAGAGCGAGCUUUUGUAACCUUAGUGACAAGCGCCUUUCCUACUGUCAAGGAACAGGACAAGUUAUAUAAGGAGUUGGAAGAAGCCUCAUUUUUCGAUUGCUUCUCUCUGGACGGACCGUCGAAUCGAUGGAGCUGUUUUAGCUGUUCACAUCCAGAACGAGUAAAGUAA